AUUGAUUACCUGUACCGGAUAAAACCUGUACCAUAUUAUUUAGUUAAAAAUUUUCAGACUGUUUGGUUAACAGGUCCAACGUAAUAAUAGUUUAUAAACUUAUUCUUAUUUAUAACUUUAUUCUUGUUGGUUAUAUUAGCGGACAUUGUAAUUUCAAAUUUUAUUGAAAAAUGAAAUUUCUUCUAUUUAUACUCGUUAUCAUAGAUAACUUGAAUGUGGCUCUUGCCAACAAUGAUAAUUGUGGAUUAAAUGAUCUGAAUGCGUUAAUGGUACGUCUGCGUCAACUUCGAACAGAAUUUAACGCCUUGAAAACCCAGCACGAAGCCACUCAAGCAGAAAUUAAAGUUCUAAAGGAAGAAAACAGAAAACAAGAAACAGAACUUGAAGAACUAAGACAAGAUGUCAACAAUAAAUCUUUAGAAAUAGCGGCAAUAUCUAAAGAUAUAGAAAUGAUCAAAGCCAUUUGGUACUUUUUCCAAGAAAGCUACUAUUACAGAAGUACAAAAGCUCUGAACUGGCUUCAAUCUGAG
This is a messenger RNA of Ruditapes philippinarum (Manila clam), 530 nucleotides long. RefSeq lists its product as uncharacterized. Lineage: Eukaryota; Metazoa; Mollusca; Bivalvia; Venerida; Veneridae. The annotation marks the transcript as partial. The record is from RefSeq and is a predicted model, not a curated record. The transcript is spliced from 2 exons.